UGUUUCCGGUCGCUUGAUGGAGGAGCAGCUGUGAUCUAACGGACAGAGGAAGCUCGGGGACCGAUAACAGGGAGGUACUGGAUCCAGGUCCUCCGGUUUAAGGGACCUAACCCGGGUACAGGAGGACUUAGACCAUGGUGAAGAUCCCGGGACUCAUGUGGAUCAGCAGAGUCAGAGACAGCACCUCAGUUCGGGAUGUGGAGGAGGAGAUAUAAUCACUAACGGGCAGGAACGCGUCGGGCUCCUCUUCCUCUUCUUCCUCCUCUUCCUCCAUUUUGGUUUCAGUGAUGGAGAACAUCCGGACCCCCAAGGUGGAGAAUGUGCGUCUCCUGGACCGCUCGUCCGGUCAGAGGAAGGCCAGCGUCGGGACUCUCUACCUUUCUGCCACGCACACCAUCUUCGUAGAGAACAACCCGGAGACACGCAAGGAGACCUGGGUGCUGCACAGCAUGGUGAGCAGCGUGGAGAGACCGCCCACCAUCCCCGCAGGAAGUCAGCUGAUCCUGCGCUGUAAGGACUUCAGGGUCUACCAGAUCCUGAUUCCACAGGAGAGAGACUGCAUGGACAUCCACGCCUCUCUGAACCGGCUGUCACGGCCAGAGAAGUACAGUGAGCUCUACUGCUUGUCCUUCAACCCGAAUGUGAACAAAGAGGAGCGAGAGGAGUCUUGGAGGUUCAUUGACCUCAUGGAGGACUACAAGAGGAUGGGAGUACCUAACAACCUGUGGGUCACGACGGCAGCUAACAGUGAAUACAGGGUGUGUGACACGUACCCGUCAGAGCUGUUUGUACCGAAGUCCGCCACACCGGCGAUCAUCGUGGGCAGCUCCAAGUUCAGGAGUCGAGGACGCUUUCCUGCUCUGUCCUACUUCCACCAGGACACACUGGCCGCUGUGUGUCGAUGCAGCCAGCCGCUGUCAGGCUUCAGUGGACGCUGUCAGGAGGACGAGAUGAUGCUGCAGGCUGUGAUGAAGUCCAACCCGGGCAGUGAGUACAUCUACGUGGUGGACACAAGGCCCAAGCUGAACGCCAUGGCAAACAGAGCAGCAGGUAAAGGCUACGAGAACGAGGAUCACUACACCAACAUCAGGCUGCAGUUCAUCGGCAUCGAAAACAUCCACGUGAUGAGGAGCAGCCAGCAGAAGAUCAUCGACGUGGGCGAGAUGAGGACUCCGUCUAUGACUGACUUCCUGUGGGGUCUGGAGAACUCUGGCUGGCUCAAACACAUAAAGGCCGUACUGGAUGCUGGAGUCUUCAUAGCCAGGGCAGUAGCAGAUGAAGGAGUGAGCGUGUUGGUUCACUGUUCGGAUGGCUGGGACCGAACGGCUCAGGCCUGCUCUGUAGCCAGCAUCCUGUUGGACCCGUUCUACAGAACCAUCAGAGGACUCAUGGUGCUGAUAGAGAGAGACUGGGUUUCAUUCGGACACAAGUUCUCCCACAGGUACGCUCACCUGGAUGGAGAUCCUAAAGAGGUGUCUCCCGUCAUCGAUCAGUUCCUGGAGUGUGUGUGGCAGCUGUCCGAGCAGUUCCCGUGUGCCUUCGAGUUCAACGAGCGCUUCCUCACCGCCAUACACACGCACGUCUACUCCUGUCAGUACGGGACCUUCCUCUGCAACUGUCAGAAAGAACGCAGAGACAUCAGGCUCCACGAGCGGAGUCACUCUGUGUGGCCUCAGCUGUGGAAGGACCGAGCCGAGUACACCAACCCUCUGUACAAGGCCGAGCUGAGCCAGAGCCAGGGCGUCCUGAGACCCAACACCACCCCCUACUGCUUCAAGAUGUGGAAAGGUCUCUACAACCACGUGGAGAAGUCUACGCCUCCCCGUCAGUCCCCUUCAGACUACCUGUCUGCAGUGAGGGAGGACACCCAGCAGCUGGAGGAGGAGCUGACCAAUCACCAGGAGGUACCGCCAGGAGGAACCGCCCACCACCACCAGCACCACCCGGGCUCCAGACAAGCGGAUCGCGGCUCUGAUGGGGAAAACAAUCACGUGGGAGAAGAUCGAGGUUCCGAGGAGGAGGACUAGCCACCUGCAGCAGAGACACUGCGGGCCGGACCCGCCCUCCACUUACACGCACCCAAUCACCAGCCCUGCACAGGACAAUGGCAACGCCCUCUCUCCUGAACCAGCCAAUCAGAAGGCUCACACCAAGGACCCUGCCCUCACUCUGCCUCUUGGACCGCACACACAUCUCAAGAGCCAGGACCCUGAUGAUCUCUCCGCCUGCAGCGACCUGGAGUCAGGAGUGGCUGACCUCAGCAGCCGCUCGUCCAGCGGCGGGGACGAAGGCAAGGACCAGAGCGAGGCCGCCUUCACUUCUGCCUGACUGUAAAGAGAAUGAAUCUCUAAAACUAGACGAAUACAACCCUAAAAAUAUUUAUUCAUGCACCUGAGGGAGAGUGAACAGGUGAGGCCGGCUGCUGACGGACGGAGAGGCAGGUGGGUUUCCAUCUUUAGGUUUUAAAGGGAGUGUAAGUAAAUCAGGGGAAACUGUGGCUGUGUGAUGAAGGCACUGAGAGAGGCCGUGUUUUUAUUUCCUGCUCUGUUGAAGAAAGGCUUUUUUUUUACUGUUCUUUGUAAUGCUGUUACUACUGUGAGAAGGAUGAAUGUUACAUGAACCCAGCCUGGAAACGUUCAGGGAUCUGUCCCCGUCUUUAUUCAAGAGUUCAAGGCUUUGAGAUAACAUCGUCACGCUUCUCCUCAAAGUCCUGCCCUCACAGUCAAACAGUUCCUGCUCGUGCUUCGAGUUAAACAGCAGAGGAAUCAGGGGAAUGUACAAGUGAAAGCAGGGAGCAUUAAAGUGCAGGAUUAAAAAAGGCUUUCAGCAGUUUUGUUCUUCCUCGCUUUAAAUGAAGACUGGAAAAAAAGAUGAAAGUGUUCAACCAUAGACUGUAUAUAUAAUGGACAGCAUCGCUCUGCCUUUUACCAUUGUAUGGUUUUGAAGCCAAAAUAUCCUGUUCUAGAACGCUGCCAUCUUGUAAAUUUUCUGCAACCAGAGUCUGCGCGGUAGGGAAUUUGUGUGUUUCCACGGUAACAAGCUCCGCCCUACAGCGUACCAUCCCGAGGUUCUCUCUCCAGCAGCUGUCAAUAUAUACAGUCUAUGUGUUCAAUGCUGACGAGAGAAGGGAAACAAAGUUCAGAGAGUAGAAGAAACUCCCUGAUGCGGGUCCUCAUUUAUCAUGAACUCAGCCUCAGACCUUUCCAUAAAGAAAGCAGAAUAAUGGAAGGUAUCCUCAGUCCUUUAUUUUCCUUAUCGUGUAAAUGAGCAGUUUUACUCCUCUGUUUCCUCUGAGGUGUUUGCUAGUAGGGCCAGUAGACCUGUAACGCGAUUAGACGUUAUAAGAUAAGAAGUCCCAGACCUGUGAAUGUUAGGAUCUUUAGACGUGUCUCCAGCUCUUCGUUAUAACUUUGGAAUUUUCGUCUUCGUCUCAUCAGAAUAAGCAGAGCAGUAAAGUUACUGUCAGAGAACAAGUGAAACGUUCUGUUAUUUAAUGUGAACACUGAGAGAUCGAUGAGCCCAACGCCUGAAUCGUCUUCUCUCACUGGAACUGGAAAGUCUUAAAUUACAUCUUCACUUGUAAGUCUUCUAAACUCUUUAUUCAAGAGGUUUCUCCCACUAGGGGUCAGUAUUUAGGCUUUUAGAGAUUAAAACCACGUACUUAUUUAUCUCAGAUAAAAAACUAAAGAGUUCAGAUAAGAGCAGCUUCAAAUAAAAAUGCAUCUUUUAAGAAAUUCAACUUCCAUCCCGCAUUAAAAACAGACAUGACUCUAGUGGAAGUCACUGCAUUAAAAACAGACAUGACUCUGUCGUGGAAGUCACUGCAUUAAAAACAGACAUGACUCUAGUGGAAGUCACUGCAUUAAAAACAGACAUGACUCUGUAGUGGAAAUCACUGCAUUAAAAACAGACAUGACUCUGUAGUGGAAGUCACUGCAUUAAAAACAGUCAUGACUCUGUAGUGGAAGUCACUGCAUUAAAAACAGACAUGACUCUGUAGUGGAAGUCACUGCAUUACAAACAGACAUGACUCUGUAGUGGAAAUCACUGCAUUAAAAACAGACAUGACUCUGUAGUGGAAGUCACUGCAUUAAAAACAGACAUGACUCUGUAGUGGAAGUCACUGCAUUAAAAACAGACAUGACUCUAGUGGAAGUCACUGCAUUAAAAACAGUCAUGACUCUGUAGUGGAAGUCACUGCAUUAAAACAGACAUGACUCUGUAGUGGAAGUCACUGCAUUACAAACAGACAUGACUCUGUAGUGGAAAUCACUGCAUUAAAAACAGACAUGACUCUGUAGUGGAAAUCACUGCAUUAAAAACAGACAUGACUCUGUAGUGGAAAUCACUGCAUUAAAAACAGACAUGACUCUGUAGUGGAAGUCACUGCAUUAAAAGCAGACAUGACUCUGUAGUGGAAAUCAUUUCACACAUCCUCUGGACUCUUUCUGGAAACAGGGUCGUAUAACAAGCCUCCAGAGAUCUCAGCGGUACAGGAAACCUUUAAGGUAAAAAUCCUGUCCAUCCCAGGACCCUAAACACAUCAGUGCGCCUGACUCUCAGAUCAAAUAUGCCAGAGUUUAUCUUGUUAUCAUUUCUAUCCAAUCACAGCACAGUAAAGGGACGAUCCUAACUCCUUAAUAAAACACUAUAUUAACAGCCUGACUGUAGAUCACAGCACGCUGAAACUUUAAGACGAGCAGCAGGAACAAAACAGAACAAAAUGUGAAUGUUUACAGACGCUGACGUAGUUUGAUUUAGUCUUUUUGUGUGUUAUAUGUUUUAGAGUCCUUUAUUUAUUUAUUUUUUAUGUUUCAUUUGACUAUAACGCUGAACAUCUGCACAUUAACUCGACGUCUCCUCAGAGGCCAUGAUCAUUAAACUCUGAUAUGUUUCUCUUAUUUUACACACUGUGGGAGACGGACGUGUGCUCUACGAGCUAAAGAGCUGAUCGCUCGUCUCCUUUCAGGUUUAUUCUUCUACUUUUUGCAUUCCUGCUGAAGCUCUGGAAACAAAUGAAAACACAACUUUGAAACCUUUGAGUCCAGAUUUAAACAAGCACAUAACUGACCCUCCAAAAACCCUGUACAGUCAGUGUGUGUAAACCUGAGUCCACGUAGCUGAGGCUGCACGUACUCCUUUAGAGACCGUUUGUUUUACCAACACAUGCUCGCUGAGUCUUGAAGAUACUGACAGUCUGAGUCCACUGCUGAGCAGUGAGACCUGGUUCAGGUGUUAACAGGUAGCCCAGUGUUAAAGCCUUGAGGAUCAUGUUUACACCUUUAUUUGGCCAAAUGAAGAAAAGAGUGAAGAAGUUUUUCCUCCCCUCUGAUGCUGUUAAACUUGAAGAUGUUCCCCUGUUGAAAGCUGUUAUUAAAGUAAACAUAAGUGUUGGUGACAUCGAGCUGAAGGUCUCAUCUUCGUAACUUGUAAAUUUCUCUGUAGCCUGUGGUGUGUGUGUUUCUGUGUGUGUUCUGUAUCCAUUGAUGUAAAUGACCUAUCAAUAAAAGCACUGUUAAAGGGAAAAACUGCAAAA
Molecule: messenger RNA, 5536 nt
Organism: Notolabrus celidotus (New Zealand spotty)
Lineage: Eukaryota; Metazoa; Chordata; Actinopteri; Labriformes; Labridae
Product: myotubularin-related protein 7-like
Exons: 14
Coding region: 288-2027 (579 amino acids)
Biological process (GO): dephosphorylation
Molecular function (GO): phosphatase activity
Source: RefSeq, a predicted model, not a curated record